AUGCUUUCCUUCUUAUGUGUUAUCUCAUCCUCCCGCAUUCCAUGGCGCUAUAGAGACCUUGCAAAAGAGGCUCUUGAUAGUGCUUCUCGUAGAAUAAAUCUUGCAGCAAGAGAAGAACUCAUGGAACCAGGUCAUUAUACAUUUGGCGGCGUUUCAUUCCAUCUUACAAGACCACUUGUUAAUCCAAAUGUGGAGCAAAUUCAAGGCUUCGCUAAAAGAGAAAACGUAAUUGCUAUUGUUCAAUCAAAACUUUCUUUAUCCCAAAAUUUAAUGGCUAGAAAACCACUCAUGGCAGUACCAAGCGAACAAAAAAUCUUCGAAUUAGGCAAAUCCCUUGGUUCUGACGGACGAGUAGAGCUUUAUUCUGUUUCUACAGUUAAUCCAUUAGAAGUUUUUGCCAAUCUUGAAAUGCAAACAAAGCCACAAACAGGCUACGAUUGCACACUUAAUGAAACUAUUUUCACAGGUGCUAAGUGCAAAGCUUGGUUUAGCUACAAUUGGCCAGAAGCUAAAGAUGGCGAAGACCCAUUAUCAUUAAAGCCAAUCUAUCACAACAUCACAAAGGAUGGUGACUUCCAGUACCGCGUUGGUGCUUACGGUCAGGCCGUCGGACAAGUAGCCUUAAAGUUCCAAGGCUUAUUUGACCUUGUUGCCGAAUUCUCUGUUGAUAUCAACGCUGUUGGUGGACUUGGUAUCCUUGUUAAGAAGCAGGUUUACAAUUAUAACCUUAAGAUCUAUGAAUUCAAGUACCCAAUUUAUGGAAUUGACUUUGAGAUUCUUGGCAUCAAGAUUGGCUUCGGCGUCGAAGCUUACAUUGGAUUCCUCCUCAACAACAUCACAAUGGAGAUUCCAGAACUCGAAUACUACAGAGAUUUCGUCUUCAACUUCCACAAGCAAGGAAAGCUUUCCACAAAGUCUGGCUACCACGGCGAUCCUUACACAUGGGAUAUCCACUCCGAUACAUACUCUAACCUCGAUAACAAUUCUCUUAUUGAGUACAUCGAAGGUAUGAAACUUGGUAUCUCUCCAACCGUUGAUAUGGGUAUCCGCGCUAUUGCAUAUGUUGGCAGUUUGCUUAACACAGACCUUGCUGUUGGCUCAGAUUUCCAUCUCGAUCUCGGCUUCGGCUUCAACAUGGAGAAGUGCACACUUCCAUACAUCUACACAAAUGCCGCAUUCGGUAUUGAUCUUUACCUCAGCUCCAUUGGUGUCAAGAUCCUUGGCUUGAACAUUGUUCCAGGAUUCAAGCUUAAUUGGCCAGUCUUCCAGUCCAAGAGAUCGGCCGACAUCUGCCUCUUCUCAUCCAAGAAGUCACAAGAAGGUGUCAUUUCAAUGACAUCAGACACAAGAGUUCCAUCUGUUGUCAUCAAGCCAGAAUACAUCUUCCCGAAGGCAUCAGCACCGAACUCCAACAAGUUCAAUGUCAGACUCAAUGCUUACCCAGGCUCAGAUGUCCCGACACCAUUCAGAUCACUUCAACUUGAGCCAGUUCAGUUCUCUCAAGGAUCCUCUGGUCCAGAUGCCAAGAAACAGCUCAACCGUGUUCUUGUUCUCACAAAUCCACGUGAAUCAACUGUCAUGAAGUACACAGCAAACUGGGCACACAGAUUCCAGUUCCAGGACGAAUUCCAGAUUGAUUCCGAGAUGAACAAAGAGAUCUGCGGCCAGUACUCCAACAGUGAAUCACUCUGCAUCCGCACACAAGUCAACAAUUCACAGACAGUUGAAGAGUUCAAGGAAUUCGAUGCAAACAAGACAUACAUUUCCAUCAAGCCAAGUAACGCAAAGAAUGGCGAUAUCUACGGCGUUAUCACUCAUGGCGAUGGCGAUGCAUACAAAGCUCCUCUCGACAAGUACCAGACAUUGGAUGAUGCAGCACUUGAUUCAUCUGAUAUCAGAAACGGCGAAUACCUCGUCAGAAGAUAUCUCAAUGUCAAGAUUGAUGGAUUGAAGAGAUCAGAUUCAAAUGCUGAUGUUCAAUUAGAUUUCUUCAAGUGCGUUGAUAGCGAUUGCUCACCACUUGGAUCUCUCUAUGCCAUGGAUGUUCCAAAGAAUGUCUAUGUCACUGCCGCUCAAAUCAACGCUCAGGAAUUCUCAUUCCCAUUCGAUCUCAGCGGUCAGAAGUUCACUCUCCAAGUCAAGAUGAACAACGACAAAGUCUUCGAGUUCACACGCGAUGAAAUCAACUUCGAUGGAACAUUCAAGCGCUCUAAGUCAAUCGAGUCAGACAAGUUCCAACUCGCAUUGAACUUUGAGAACACUAUUCCAACAAUUUUGUUCCAGACAGGUUACGAAGAAGGAAAGACAAACUACAAAGGCAUUAUCGCUAAAGUAUUCCAGCCAACACAAGUCUGGACUAAGGAUGAUGUCAAUGUCCACGUCGCAAUGAAGACAAACGAGACAUACGGUAUUCUUAGGUUCUUCUUCAACCACGGCGAUGACCAAAUUGCUCAGAACACACAGUUCAACGUCAUCAUGAAAGGACAAGGAUUUACUCCAUUGUGUGACCAUACUAAAUUAGAUGAUCAAUACAUCGCAAUUCCACUUACAUUUGGUGAAACAUUGUUCUCAACUAAGCAGCAGCAACAGUACUUCCCAGGUGCUCUUUCCAUCAACAUUCCAAUCAGAAGAACUAAAUUGGAAGCAGCCGAAUUCGAUGUUUCUUUGUCUGCUGUUUUCAUUUCUGGAGACAAAGCUGUUUGCUCUGUUUCUAACAUCAUCAAAGGAAAGGUUAUCAAGGGAUUGUACACUGGUUGCAUUGACACAUUGACACCAGAGAACCAUCUCUCAUGGACACCUUUGUUCACAGGAAUCAGCGAUGGCUACUUUGAGCAUUUCAGAUUGGAAGCAAAUAACUGGGCUCUUGAAGCAUUCCGUGCUAAAGAUGACUUAACAGAAUUCACUGAUUUCGAGUUCAGAACAAGAUUCGGUGGAUUCAACAUUCCAGAAAACGCUUCUUCAUUAUUCAUUCCAGGAAACAGAACUUAUGAAUUCGCAAAUGCAAACAAGAAGAUCUAUAUCCAAUGCGACAAAUGCACAUCUCUCAGAGCAGAAACAUCUAAGCAAACAAUGCAACUUGAAAAAGUUGAAGGAAAGUAUGUUUACAAUCCAGAUAAGUCAAGAGAAGAUGUUUUAUUCGUUGCAAUGUGUGAUGAUAAGAACCAUCCAUACUGUGAAUUUGAAGAAGAUUUCUCUGAUGAUGGAUUGGCAUUGUUGGAAUAUCUUUCUGAUGAUGGUGUUCUUGAUAUCAAGGCUCCAGAGAACUCCCUCAAGUUGCAGGAUUCUGUUCGCAGACAGAUUGUUUAUGGAAGAAAUGCAACUAAAUUGGUCAAGACAUGGAAGGGCACAAUCACAAGAUUACAGAAGAACAUGCAGCCAGGAGACUUCAAGUUAGUUAUCACUGCUAACAAUGACAAGACAUCAACAAUCACAGCAAUGUUAGGUUCUGUAAUUGUUCCUCUUUCUGCUGCUGGAUUCAGAUACGAUCCAAUCAAGUUCCUCGAUGCAUCAGCAAUCAUCAGACCACAGGAUGGAUUCAAGGAUGGCGAUUUGAUCUUCACUGCUAAUGGUUCUAUCAUUGUAAGAAAUGAAUUACUUGGAAACGUCUUCCAGAAUGUUGACAAUGUUAAGUCUCUCACUGAUUUGCCAGCAUCAUACGUAUACAACCAGGAAGUCGUUUGUGGAGAAAAGUCUAGAAAGAAAGGAAACAAAUGCGUCAGAGUUUUGACUCCAGGUGAAUGGAUCAAGCAGAAUCCAGGUGCUUUCGCUGGAAUCAUCAUCGGAUUCGUCGCUUUGUUUGGCUUAAUUGCUCUUUCUGUUGUCCUUAUCAAACGCAGGAGGCGCCAGAACGAAAUCGAGCGCAGCUUACUCACAAACGAACUCGCUUCUGGUCUCCAAGACUAA
Molecule: messenger RNA, 3903 nt
Organism: Trichomonas vaginalis G3
Lineage: Eukaryota; Parabasalia; Trichomonadida; Trichomonadidae
Exons: 1
Coding region: 1-3903 (1300 amino acids)
Source: RefSeq, a predicted model, not a curated record